UCAACAGUGCGAUUCAGACAGGAGAGCUCUACGGAACGGCAAGCUUUUCUCUCUGUGACCCUGCGAAAAGUUCGGUCUGCCAGACUCUCUACUCUCCAACUUGGUAGUAGCAGACGAUCAGGCCCAUUGCGGGGCCCCAGACCGCCGGAAUGAGCUCCUUAAAGCAGUUCAUUCGCAACGUGCGCGCCUCAAAAACCAUUGCUGAUGAGCGGGCGGUUGUGCAGAAAGAGAGUGCGGCCAUCAGGGCAAGCUUCAGAGAAGAGAGCGGGGAUUCGAACGUCAGACGGAAUAAUGUCGCAAAGCUAUUAUACCUAUUCACCCUUGGAGAACGCACGCAUUUCGGUCAAAUAGAAUGUCUCAAGCUUCUUGCAUCACCUCGAUUUGCGGACAAACGAUUAGGAUACCUGGGCACAAUGUUGUUGCUGGACGAGAACCAAGAGGUACUGACUUUAGUCACCAAUUCUCUGAAGAACGACCUCAACCAUUCGAACCAAUAUAUCGUUGGACUGGCCUUAUGCACGCUGGGAAACAUUGCAUCCGUCGAAAUGUCAAGAGAUCUCUUUCCCGAAAUCGAAACCCUCCUCUCAACAGCAAACCCGUAUAUCCGAAGGAAAGCUGCCCUUUGUGCCAUGCGAAUAUGUCGAAAGGUCCCAGAUCUGCAAGAACAUUUUCUCGAAAAAGCUGCUACCCUCCUAUCCGAUCGAAACCAUGGUGUCUUGCUUUGCGGGUUGACGUUGGUUACAAGUCUUUGUGAGGCUGAUGAAGCAGAAGGCGGAGAGGAAGGAAUUGUGGAGAAGUUCAGACCAUUCAGCGGAGGUCUAGUGCGGACAUUGAAAGCGCUUGCCAGCUCUGGAUAUGCGCCAGAACACGAUGUCACUGGCAUCACAGAUCCAUUUCUACAAGUCAAGAUUCUGCAACUGCUGCGAGUUCUCGGCAGGGGAGACGCACAGACUAGCGAGCAGGUCAACGAUAUCCUGGCACAAGUAGCUACAAAUACCGACUCUUCCAAGAAUGUGGGUAACUCGAUUCUAUACGAAGCAGUUCUCACUAUUCUGGAUAUCGAGGCUGACUCCGGCCUCCGCGUACUUGGCGUUAACAUCCUUGGUAAAUUCCUUUCCAACCGAGACAACAACAUUCGGUAUGUUGCUUUGAACACCUUAAUCAAAGUCGUCGCUGUUGAGCCGAAUGCCGUCCAACGGCACCGAAACACCAUUCUGGAAUGUCUUCGAGAUCCUGAUAUUAGUAUCAGGAGACGCGCAUUGGACUUGAGCUUCACUCUUAUCAACGAGAGCAAUGUUCGGCUUCUAAUACGUGAAUUGUUGGCGUUCUUGGAAGUUGCCGACAACGAGUUCAAGCCCAUCAUGACCAGUCAAAUUGGUGUGGCAGCGGACAGAUUCUCUCCCAACAAACGGUGGCACGUCGAUACGAUGUUGCGAGUUCUGACGUUGGCUGGGAACUACGUUAAGGAGCAGAUCUUGUCAUCUUUCAUCCGACUCAUUGCAACCACCCCUGAGUUACAGACAUACGCCGUUCAGAAGUUGUACAUCAACCUCAAGAAAGACAUCACACAAGAAAGCCUGACUCUGGCUGGAGCAUGGUGCAUAGGAGAGUAUGGCGAUGCGCUCUUGCGAGGAGGGCAAUAUGAAGAGGAGGAGCUCGUGCAAGAAGUAAAGGAGAGCGAAGUUGUCGACCUGUUCUCGUCCAUUCUCAACAGCAGUUACGCUACUCAAAUUGCCACUGAAUACAUCAUUACGUCCCUGAUGAAGCUCACCACCCGUUUUACGGACCCAGCGCAAAUCGAUCGGAUCAGGAGAAUUCUUCAGAGCAAUUCUGCAAGUCUUGACGUUGAAGUCCAGCAACGCGCUGUCGAAUACGACAACCUGUUCGGGUACGAUUCAAUCAGACGGGGUGUUUUGGAGAAGAUGCCUCCUCCACAGAUCAAGGAAGAAUCAAGGGUGUUGGGUGAAGCUACAAAGAAGUCUACCAAAGCAUCAAAUCGGAAGUCGAAAAGCGUUAAGCCAGCUGAACAAGAUCUCUUAUUCGACCUCAUGGGUGACGGUGGCAUGCCGGCAGCAGAUCUUGGUACAAACGGAUCCCAGAACAACACGGAUCUCCUUGCCGAUAUCCUUGGUGGAAGUACUUCGUCACCUCCUCCCACCUCUCCUCCCCAACAAUCUAACAUGAGUUCUAUCAUGGAUCUCUUCGAUACAUCUGGCACCACACAGCCAGCUAGAGGUGCCUCUGCCCCUUCUAACGACCUCUUUUCUGGCAUGUCCUCUCCGCCACCACAGCCCGCUGCUCCAGUAAUUCCAACACACCCCUGCUACGACAAGAAUGACCUCAACAUCACCUUACAACUCCAACGUAAUGCUGAAGGAACGGUCCAAGUCAUGGCACGCUUCCGAAAUAAUUCCAUGCACCAGUCAAUUUCCAGUGUUGCCUUACAAGCGGCCGUUCCGAAAACCCAAAAACUCCAACUGAAUGCGAUGUCCAACCCUGAUUUAGCGCCGGGUUCCGAAGCAACCCAAUCUAUGAGAAUCACGGGAAGCAAAGGCCCUCCAUUGCGCUUGCGAUUGAAAAUCUCUUAUGGUCAUCCUUCUGCUGGGCACGUCACAGACCAGGUAGACUGGUCGGAACCGAGAUAAAUAGCGUUGCAUAAUAUGUGGUGAAAAUUAAAGAGCAACAUGAAGCCCUUGCCUAAGAUUCAUUAGUGAUCACUCGAUAUUCAUUCUUGCUUGUGCCGUUAGCCUUGUGUUCGGUGCCGUGGCAAGAGCGGCUGGUUCCAUGGUUGCCCCA
Messenger RNA from Hyaloscypha bicolor E, 2796 nucleotides. RefSeq names its product Adaptor protein complex AP-1 gamma subunit. Bases 150 to 2645 code for a protein of 831 amino acids. Gene Ontology annotation, biological process: receptor-mediated endocytosis; intracellular protein transport; Golgi to vacuole transport. Gene Ontology annotation, molecular function: clathrin-cargo adaptor activity. The record is from RefSeq and is a predicted model, not a curated record. NCBI's taxonomy places the organism in Eukaryota, Fungi, Ascomycota, Leotiomycetes, Helotiales, Hyaloscyphaceae. The transcript has 5 exons. Gene Ontology annotation, cellular component: AP-1 adaptor complex; Golgi apparatus; membrane coat.